AUUUAAAAGCCGUCUUAUUACACUCUAUUAUAAUUAAUUAAAUAUUUUUCAUAUAUUGAGAACCACCGGGAGAAACUAGGCAAGGCACGUUAUUUUUCCUGCAUUCCGUCUUCGGCGGGCAAAAUGAGAAAACGUGAGAUCACCGCGGCGAGUGAAUCGACGCGUUUUUGCGGAAGUCACGCCGGUUAAGGAACGGCCGUUGAAUGGAAACGGAUGGAAUUUUAUGGGCCGUCGAGCUACGUCAGGCUGUGGAUCAUAAAUCUGACGUAUGAAGCGGAAGAAGGUAUAUACCUUCCAGAGUAAAGAAACGUGUCGAUGAACAAGCUCAACAUGUGUGAUUGUUGACAUAAAAAAAAUAACUGAGAUGGUGUCCACUGGCGAUCUAUUAUGUACGAACGGUUAUUGAUGAUUUAAAAUUGGUGCUUUAGAGACUAUGAGUCAUGAUGUGUGUCUGAAUUUAAAUCUUGAAUAAGAAUACAAAGAGGGUAAGCUCCAACAAUGGCUGAAUCCGACCUAGCGGAAGAGAAGGAAGCCACUGUGGCAACAUCCGCCUGCGAUAAGCGACAUUGCAAGGAGAUGCGCAAGGAGAAGCCACCCCCAUAUCUUCGCGACAGAGAAAGGAUACUCUAUCCACGUAAUACGAGAGCCCUACCAAAAACACCCGUAAUCGGUGGACAACCCAUCGAACAAGAAACAUGCAUGGCUUUGAGAACGUUGAUCUUUGGUUCCUGCGCGACGCCGCCGAAAAUCGAAUGGGCAAGGACCGGACUUACUUUACGACCAUAUGGACAAAGUUUAGCAUUUGGAUUGAGAACGCCCAGAAACACAACACGAGGCCUCGUCACCGCAGUGCAAGCUGUCAUGCUGAAACACUUUUUGUUCAAAUGCGACAAGCAAGAUCUACGUGCAAGUCCCGAAGUCCUGCUGAAACCUUCGUACGAGCGACAGAUCGAAGUGUUGAUUUCUGCAAUAUCAGAGAUUAUUUGGCGUUGUGCAGGUGGUUUCUCCGUGUCCACAUGUUCAAAUGUCGUGCCAAAGGCCGUAGUAGCCCUGCCGCAAGAUACACCGUAUCUUCAACACAGUGUGCAGUAUUUUCAAGAUGGAUUAACAGAAACGCUGCACCUCUUCGAGUUCAAUUCCUUGGAGGAUCUCGAGAUAUUUGUCAAGAGGUACUUGUACUUGUUUCACGACGAAGGCGGACCUGGCGCGAAGUUACUUUUAUACAGUGCAGUGCUUUCGAGAGGCCUCUCAAAAAUUCGAAAUGAUUUAGAAGAUCCAAAGGCAUCGAUCCUCGCUGGAUGUUCGGAAGAAGGCCCGAUCAGUAUUGUUGUCUUUGUUUUAACUGGUCGUGCUUCACCACAUCUUCACAAUGGAGUGAUUCACAUUGGUGAUGAAAAUACAUAUGCUGUACCGCAUUGGGGUGUCCUCAUGAGAAGCGAAGUGGGGUUCUUAGUGUACGAAGGUGACAGCAAUAUAAGCAAACAGCCGGGUUCUCGAUUGAAGACACCCAGUCUACCGAUAUGGAUGACUCUUUGCCUCGGUCAUCACGGCGUGCUCUUCAAUACUAAUCGAGAGUUGCUGAGGAAUUAUCAUGCAGAACGACGGUUCGAGGUUCAAUAUUUCACCUGCGGUGGCAGUUACGCUACGUUGACGGUGGAUACCAGGGCAAACGAAGCUUCCGGGAGCUCAGAUGCUGCAACAAUGGAAACCACGGAUAUUGCCGCGACACCGUUAGAGAAACUUAUUCGAUCCAAGUGGCAGGAUGCUCUCAUACAAUGGAACGGAACGCCGGUGAUGUGAGGGAUACGAAAGGAUGACGAACAGAUCCACUCUUCCGUUAAGCUGUGUAUCCGUAAUUCCGCGUGAUGCUAAUCGAUCAGCGCUUAUCGAACGCUAUACUCACGCUUAUCCCAGUAAAGGCUUUUAAUUAUCGUUCAUAAUUUAAGUCCGUAGAAAUACGUAUGUAGAAAUUAUAUGUCUCGCAAUGUCAAGCAUUCCAUUUUAAAUGUAUGACAAAAUUUUAUCGGCGCUUUCCUAGACAGUAGACAUUUGUACAAUGGCCAAAAAGCUUUGUUAUUUUGUGAAAUAUUUCAAUUGUCAAUAAAUGGCUGUGUUAAUGGAUUAUUAAUAUCUCUUGUAUAAGCUAUGUAUUGUAAGAAAAAAAAGGAUACCUUCUGUAAUUAUUACGUUUAAUAUUAUACUUGUCUACAAUAAAUACUUUGCUUCUUUUAGGAAAA
Messenger RNA from Wasmannia auropunctata (little fire ant), 2237 nucleotides. Its product is annotated as protein FAM188B2. The coding region runs from base 499 to 1800 and encodes 433 amino acids. The record is from RefSeq and is a predicted model, not a curated record. The transcript is spliced from 11 exons. Lineage: Eukaryota; Metazoa; Arthropoda; Insecta; Hymenoptera; Formicidae. Gene Ontology annotation, molecular function: K48-linked deubiquitinase activity; cysteine-type deubiquitinase activity. Gene Ontology annotation, biological process: protein K48-linked deubiquitination.